Messenger RNA from Suricata suricatta (meerkat), 6526 nucleotides. It is a transcript of the gene KIF26B, whose product is annotated as kinesin family member 26B. Gene Ontology annotation, molecular function: microtubule binding; ATP binding; microtubule motor activity. The transcript is spliced from 16 exons. The coding region runs from base 1 to 5895 and encodes 1964 amino acids. Gene Ontology annotation, biological process: microtubule-based movement. Lineage: Eukaryota; Metazoa; Chordata; Mammalia; Carnivora; Herpestidae. The record is from RefSeq and is a predicted model, not a curated record.
AUGGCAAGGAACGGGAAGACCGAAAAUUCCGAGGGCGAAGCGGACGUGCGGGCGUCCUGGCGGGCGGAGGCGCCUCCGAUGCAGCCGAAAGCCGGGGGCCGCCCUGCGGGGCCGCGCGACGCCAGGAAAGGGGGACCCCGGCCGGGGGGGGCUCUGUUCGGCACGGGCUCCCCGGGCUCAGGCAGCGGCGGCGGCUCCUCCCCCGGCUCGGACCGCGGCGUCUGGUGCGAGAACUGCAACGCCCGCCUGGUGGAGCUGAAGAGGCAGGCGCUGAAGCUGCUGCUCCCCGGGCCUUUCCCGGGCAAGGACCCGGCUUUCUCGGCUGUGAUUCACGACAAGCUCCAGGUCCCCAACACCAUUCGCAAGGCGUGGAACGACAAGGACAACCGCUGUGACAUUUGUGCCACACACCUGAACCAGCUGAAGCAGGAGGCCAUCCAGAUGGUGCUGACCUUGGAGCAGGCAGCCAGCAGCGAGCAUUACGACGGCUCGCCCGGCUCACCCCCAGCCCUCUCCCAUGUGCCCAGCCUGGUGGGGUCCCGGCCCACGGGUGGGCUGCAGCAGCCCAGAGAUUGGGCCUUUGUGCCUGCCUCCUGUGCCUCCUCCAGCUACACGGCUUUCAUCACCAACAAGCAUGGCAGCAAACCCAACAGCCUUGGGGUCAGCAAUGGGGCAGAGAAGAAGAAUGGAUCCCCAACCCACCAGGCCAAAGUCAGCCUUCAGAUGGCCACCAGUCCCAGCAAUGGGAACAUCCUCAACUCAGUGGCCAUUCAGGCUCACCAAUACCUGGAUGGCACCUGGUCCCUGUCAAGAACCAACGGGGUCACCCUGUACCCAUACCAGAUCUCCCAGCUGAUGGCAGAGACUGGCCGGGAGGGCCUGACCGAGGCAGCACUGAAUCGCUACAAUGCGGACAAGCCUUUGGCCGGCGGCGGCCCAGCCUCACAGGGCUCCUGCGUGGCGGGCGAGACCUCCACGGGCACCUCGGCAGCUGCUUCCUUCUUUGCCAGAGCCGCCCAGAAGUUAAAUCUGUCUUCUAAAAAGAAGAAACAUCGGCCUUCCACAUCUUCUGUGGCUGAGCCCCCGCUCUUCGCCACCAGCUUCAGCGGAAUUCUGCAGACCUGCCCUCCCCCGGCCCCGCCCUGUCUGCUGCGGGCCGUCAGCAAGGUGAAGGACACACCAGGCCUGGGCAAGGUGAAAGUCAUGCUUCGCAUCUGUUCCACGUUGGCUCGUGACACCUCUGAGUCCAGCUCAUUCUUAAAGGUGGACCCGCGGAAGAAGCAGGUCACCCUGUAUGACCCCCUGGCGUGUGGAGGUCAAAACGUCUUCCAAAAGAGAGGCAACCAAGUACCCCCCAAGAUGUUCGCCUUCGAUGCCGUGUUUCCACAAGAUGCUUCUCAGGCCGAGGUGUGUGCCGGAACCGUGGCAGAGGUGAUCCAGUCUGUGGUCAACGGGGCAGACGGCUGCGUGUUCUGCUUCGGCCAUGCCAAGCUGGGCAAAUCCUACACCAUGAUCGGGAAGGACGACUCCAUGCAGAACCUUGGCGUCAUUCCCUGCGCCAUCUCCUGGCUCUUCAAGCUGAUAAACGAACGCAAGGAGAAGACAGGAGCCCGCUUCUCGGUGCGGGUCUCCGCCGUGGAAGUGUGGGGCAAAGAGGAGAACCUCAAAGACCUGCUGUCCGAGGUGGCCACGGGCAGCCUGCAGGACGGCCAGUCCCCGGGCGUAUACCUGUGCGAGGACCCCAUCUGCGGCACGCAGCUGCAGAACCAGAGCGAGCUGCGGGCGCCCACAGCGGAGAAGGCCGCCUUCUUCCUGGACGCCGCCAUUGCCUCGCGCCGCGGCAGCCAGCGGGACUGUGACGAGGAAGGCCACCGCAACUCGCACAUGCUCUUCACCCUGCACGUCUACCAGUACCGCAUGGAGAAGAGCGGGAAAGGGGGAAUGUCUGGAGGCCGCAGCCGCCUGCACCUCAUCGAUCUCGGCAGCUGUGUGAAAGCUCUUAGCAAGAAUCGGGAAGGAGGCUCAGGGCUGUGCCUCUCGCUGUCUGCUCUGGGCAAUGUCAUUCUGGCUCUUGUCAACGGCAGCAAACACAUCCCUUACAAAGAGAGCAAACUCACCAUGCUGCUUCGUGAGUCCCUGGGGAACAUGAACUGCCGCACCACCAUGAUCGCACACAUCUCGGCGGCUGCCGGCAACUACGCAGAGACGCUGUCCACCAUCCAGAUCGCCUCCAGGGUCUUGAGGAUGAAGAAAAAGAAGACAAAGUACACAUCGAGCUCGUCCGGCGGGGAGAGCUCCUGCGAGGAAGGCAGGAUGCGCAGGCCCACCCAGCUGAGGCCCUUCCACGCCAGGUCGGCGGUGGACCCGGACUUCCCCGUCCCCCCUCCGUGCAGCGACCCUGACUACUCCUCGAGCAGUGAGCAGUCCUGUGACACGGUCAUCUACAUCGGGCCCAACGGCACGGCCCUCUCCGACAAGGAGCUCACUGACAACGAGGGGCCCCCGGACUUUGUCCCCAUCGUGCCCGCCCUGCAGAAGGUACGGGGCGACAGCCGGCCCCCAGAGGCCGGAGGGGCUGCGGCCGGCAAGCCAGAAAGGGACUGUCUGAAGUGCAACACGUUUGCCGAGCUGCAGGAGAGGCUGGACUGUAUUGACGGCAGCGAGGAGCCCAGUCAGUUUCCUUUCGAGGAGCUGCCUGUCCAGUUCGGGGCCCCACAGACAGGCAGGUGUCCCCUGCUAAGCCAGGCGGCUGGGGCACACCCACUCUGUGAGGCCGAGAAGGAAGAGGCUGGGUCCGACGGUCAGCUGACUGACAGGGAAGGCCCAGACUCCCCCACACCCAAGAUGCAGAGGAAUCACUCGCCCAUCCCCACCCCUGCGCUGCCCGGCAGCCCCAGCCCCGCGUCACCCAGGAGCAUCCCCGGUAGCAGCAGCGGUCCGCACAGCACUUCCCAGCUCACGCAGAGCCCCAGUCUCCAGAGCAGCCGAGAGAGCCUCAACUCCUGUGGCUUCGCGGAAGGCAAGCCCAGGCCGAUGGGCUCCCCACGGCUGGGCGUCGCCAGCCUGUCCAAGACCUCUGAGUACAAGCCGGCCAGCUCUCCCUCCCAGAGAUGCAAAGUCUAUACCCAGAAGGGCGUCCUGCCCUCUCCCGGCCCCCCGCCUCCCUUGGGCAAGGACUCGGGCGCGGUAUCUAGUGAGUCCCUGCUGCAGCCUGAGCUGCGAACCCCACCGGUUGGAAUGAGCCCCCAAGUUUUGAAGAAGUCCAUGUCUGCAGGGAGCCAAGGGCUCCCCGAAAGCCCAGUUGAGGAUGAGUGCCAGGCAGCAACCUCUCCAGACCCCAAGAAGGAGAUCCUGAGCACCACGAUGGUGACAGUGCAGCAGCCCCUGGAGCUCAACGGUGAGGAUGAGCUGGUGUUCACGCUGGUGGAGGAGCUGACCAUCAGCGGUGUCCUGGAUGGUGGCCGCCCCACCAGCAUCAUCAGCUUCAACAGUGACUGCUCGGUGCAGGCCCUGGCCUCAGGCUCCCGGCCUGUCAGCAUCAUCGGCAGCAUCAGCGAGGACCUCGAGUGCUACUCUGGCGUGGCACCCGUCUCCGAGGUCAGCAUCACGCAGUUCCUGCCUCUCCCAAAGCUGACCCUGGAUGAGCAGGCCCGAGAGCCUGGGAGCCGCCGUUCCUCCAUCAGCUCCUGGCUGAGCGAGAUGAGCGCCGGCAGCGACGGCGAGCAGUCCUGCCACAGUUUCAUUGCCCAGACGUGCUUCGGGCACGGGGAGGCCAUGGCCGAUCCCACCGCCGCGGAGCUGGGCGGCAGCCUCCCGAGCAGCACCCUGGUGUGCCGCGAGAAGCCCAGCGCAGGCCCCGACAAUGUGCUCAUCUUGUCUGAUGCGGGGGAGGACUCUUUCAACAAGGCAACCCCUAUCAAGGGCUGCAAGAUAUCCACACUAGGCAAGGCCAUGGUCACCAUCUCCAACACGGCAGAUCUGAGCAGCUGCGAAGGAUACAUCCCCAUGAAGACCAACAUCACAGUCUACCCCUGCAUUGCCAUGAGCCCCCGGCCCGUCCAAGAGCCUGAGGCGGCCAUCGCCCCCCUUGUCAGCUCAGCGCCCAGAGCAGCCCAGCCCCAGGACGGCCGGGAACCCGGAGCCAAGGCAGAGAUGAGAUUUGAGGAUCCUUGGCUGAAACGAGAAGAGGAGGUUAAGAAGGAGGGGACCCAUCUCGGUGAGGAAGGGGCUGGGUGUGAGGCCACUGCAGGCCCCCCGAAACCUGAGGCCAGAGAGCAGGACAGGAAGGCCAGCCCCGGGGACAGGCUGAGCAGCAGCAGCGGUGAGGUGUCCGCCUCCCCUGGGAGCGACAACUUCAGGAGGGUUGUGGAUGGCUGUGAAAUGGCCCUGCCCGGUGUGGCCUCCCAGAGCGCCAUGCACCCUAACAGAGGCCUGAAGUCCAGCAGCCUUCCCAGGGCUUUUCAGAAGGCCAGCCGGCAGGAUGAGCCAGGCUGCCCCUUCUACCACUGUGCUGCCGAGACCAACGGGCUGGGCAGUGCCCUGGGCACGUCGCCCUGCAAGGCGGCCUUGGAGAGGAAGGCGGCAUCGCCCAAGCACGGUGUCCUUCCGCGGCCCAAAGGGACGCCCCCUCUGCCGCCCAUCCGCAAGUCCAGCUUGGACCAGAAGAACCGGGCCAGCCCCCAGCACAGCACCUGCAGCAGUGCCACCAGCAGCCCGUCGCACGCUCCCGCACCCUUUCUGGCCCCGUUCCCGGAUGAGGCCGGUGGCAAGGUCAAGGAGGCCGGCGGCGGCGGCAGUGGCAGCAGCAGGCUCUUCAGCGCCAAGCUGGAACAGCUGGCCAGCAGGACCAACUCCCUGGGCAGGGCCACCGUCAGCCACUACGAGUGCCUGUCACUGGAGAGGGCCGAGAGCCUGUGCGUGGGGAGCUGGCGGGCGCAUGCAGGCAAGGACAGCACGAUGCCCCGCGCGGGGAGGAGCACGGGCCGUGGGGGUGCCGGGGCCUCGCCCACUCCACCACCACGCGCCAUCAACGGGCGAGUCUCCGAGCUGCUGCAGGGUGGCGCAGGCGGGCGCGCAGGGGGCGACGAGCGACCGGGCGCGCCCCCGCUGCCCUCGCCUUACAGCAAGGUGACACCGCCGCGCCGGCCACACCGCUGCAGCAGCGGCCACGGAAGCGACAACAGCAGCGUGCUGAGCGGCGAGCUGCCACCUGCCAUGGGCAAGACGGCACUGUUCUACCACAGCGGCGGCAGCAGCGGCUACGAGAGCGUGCCGCGUGACAGCGAGGCCACUGGCAGCGCGUCUUCCGCGCACGACUCCACAAGCGACAACAGCAGCUCCGUGGGUGGCCGCAGCCGCAGCCUCAAGGCCCCAAAGAAGCGCUCCAAUUCAGGUUCUCAGAGACGGAGGCUCAUCCCGGCGCUGUCCCUGGACACCCCCUCCCCUGUAAGGAAACCUGCCAGCAGUUCCGGGGUCCGCUGGGUGGACGGCCCCUUGCGCAGCACCCAGAGGGGCCUUGGGGAACCUUUUGAGAUUAAGGUCUAUGAAAUCGAUGAUGUGGAGCGGCUGCAGCGACGACGAGGGGGAAGCAGCAAGGAGGUCACGUGCUUCAACGCAAAACUGAAAAUUCUGGAGCACCGCCAGCAGAGGAUCGCCGAGGUCCGAGCCAAGUACGAGUGGCUGAUGAAGGAGCUGGAGACCACCAAACAGUACCUGAUGCUGGAUCCCAACAAGUGGCUCAGCGAAUUUGACUUGGAGCAGGUCUGGGAGCUGGAUUCCCUGGAGUACCUGGAGGCGCUGGAGUGUGUCACGGAGCGCCUGGAGAGCCGUGUCAACUUCUGCAAGGCCCACCUCAUGAUGAUCACCUGCUUCGACAUCACCUCCCGGCGCCGAUGAGGGGCCGGCCCUUGGCCGCCAGGACCCCCCACCCACCCCUCGCCAGGCCCUCGGUGCCGGCGGCUCGGACACAGCGGAAGGAGGAUGAAGGUUGGUGCAAGUCUGGAGUGAGCGCUGAGCAGGAGGCAGUUUUCUGGUGUUUUCUGUAGGAAAGGUGCGAACACCACGCAUGUGGGAGGAGGAAAUGAUGGAAAGCCCAAGGACGUGGAAGCCCCGUGAGACUGAAAAAGCACUUUGAGGAACUUUGUAGAACUUGUUUAUACAGGAGUCCUGCCGACAAGAGACCUCUGUCUUCUCUGGCUUUGCAGGAAGGGGCAAGGGUGCGCAGGACGGCUGCCGGGAGCGAGGACGGAGCGGCGGACUCCCCAGAGCGACUGAUUAAGUGCCUUGCAAAUCUUUAUUAUCCAAACCUUUCUGUUCAUACUUUCUCGUGUACAGAUGGUGCUAGUCCAGACGGAAACAACCACAAAGCAAAACAAGCGCCCCCCCCCAUGCAUUUUUGAAAUGUAUUUACAGCUCGUUUUCCCUUGGUGUUUUAUCCGAUUUCUGACUUGCUGUUUCUACGUAAGUAGUGUUUGUAGAUCUGUUCCCUAAUCAGUAUUGCUUAUGAAUAAAUGUUAACUGUCCUUUA